AAUACAUGUCAAUAUUUAUAUAUGAUUUAAUAGUUUAUUUUAAUAAAUAUCAGAAAUCUGAAAGGUGUUUCUCAUACCAGACACCUACAUGAACACUUUACAGUUGGUUAUAUGACUGUAAGUCAUUCAAUUCAAAUGCUAUUGAAGUUAGAAACAUGUUUAACAAUGUCGUAUGUAACUUUACAGAUGGUCCAUUAAUUUCCCCUUAUCUGUCAAUAUCGAACGUCCAACAUCAAUCCCACUUUUUACCCAGUUUAAACCCAAACAAUCUAAAAACGACACGGAGGAACGUUCGUUUAAACAUCAUCAUCAUCGGUUGCUCAGAAAUAGACACUAGUUGGAUCAAGGGACUCCGUUGGAGAUAAACGUUUCUAUCUAGGGACUCAGAUGGAGGGGCCUGGGGAACCUGAGGAGGAGAAAUGUUGCAUUUGUUUUAACAGAAUCACUGGCCCGUGUUCAGAAUGUGAGGACAUAAUCCCUGCUGUCACACGUGAGGAGUGCCCAGUGUCCAGGGGAGUGUGUAAUCAUAGAUUUCACUUCCACUGUAUCUCCCGCUGGCUAGAAGAGCAAAACAUAUGUCCUUUGGACAGGAGGUCAUGGACAUUUGAGGAUGUGUGAUCGCUG
Messenger RNA from Ictalurus punctatus (channel catfish), 624 nucleotides. Its product is annotated as RING-box protein 1-like. The record is from RefSeq and is a predicted model, not a curated record. Gene Ontology annotation, biological process: ubiquitin-dependent protein catabolic process; protein ubiquitination. NCBI's taxonomy places the organism in Eukaryota, Metazoa, Chordata, Actinopteri, Siluriformes, Ictaluridae. Bases 388 to 618 code for a protein of 76 amino acids. Gene Ontology annotation, cellular component: nucleus; cullin-RING ubiquitin ligase complex. The transcript has 4 exons. Gene Ontology annotation, molecular function: zinc ion binding; cullin family protein binding; ubiquitin protein ligase activity.